Messenger RNA from Penicillium daleae, 879 nucleotides. RefSeq names its product alpha/beta fold hydrolase. Lineage: Eukaryota; Fungi; Ascomycota; Eurotiomycetes; Eurotiales; Aspergillaceae. The transcript has a single exon. The coding region runs from base 1 to 879 and encodes 292 amino acids. The record is from RefSeq and is a predicted model, not a curated record. Gene Ontology annotation, molecular function: catalytic activity.
AUGUCUGAGGUAAACGAACAGUCGCCUAAUAUUCAGAUCGUCACGGAGAACGUGGUGAUCAAUGGCCACCGAAUUGCCUACGGCGUCCACGGUUUAGGGCAGCCCAUCGUCCUCUUACACGGAACACCCUCAUCAUCUGCAAUCUGGCGUAAUAUCUUUCUCCCACUUGCAGAGGCUGGGUACAAGGUCCAUUUCUUCGACUUACUAGGCUACGGGCUAUCGGAGCGCCCAUGGGAUCCAUCCGUUGACACCUCCAUGUCGGGCCAGGUUCCCGUCCUCGAAGACCUACUCUCUCACUGGGGUAUCGAGUCCUUCCAUCUCGUCGCACAUGACAUUGGAGGUGGAAUUGCACAGCGUUUCGGAGUAUUCUAUCCUCACCGACUGCUAUCGUUGACUUUGAUCGACGUUGUGAGUUUUGAUAGUUACCCGUCGAAAAGAACGAGGGAGCAGAUGGAGAAAGGAUUGGAGCGGCUCAUCCACGUGAACGAUGACGACCAUCGUGCACACUUUAGAGAUUGGCUGCUAUCUGCCGUGCAUGACAAGCAGAGAUUCGCGGAUUCAAGCUUAGAUACCUUCCUUGGUUACAUAUCUGGUCCCAUUGGCCAGGGAAGUCUCUUUCAGCAUCAGGUGCGACAUUACGAUCCUAGACAUACCAUGGAGAUUGCCGAUCGGCUUCAUGUGUUGGGUAAUCUGCCUGUACAGCUGAUAUGGGGUGCCAACGAUGAGUGGCAGGUGGUUGAUUGGGCACAUAAGCUCAAUAAAGCAAUCCCAGGAUCGAAGCUGACAAUUCUUGAAAAUUGUGGGCAUUUUUCACCAGAGGAUCGACCUGAAGAUAUUGUUCAGCUUGUGGUAUCAUUUAUUCGGCGCUGUACUAGCUGA